Molecule: messenger RNA, 419 nt
Organism: Cylas formicarius (sweet potato weevil)
Lineage: Eukaryota; Metazoa; Arthropoda; Insecta; Coleoptera; Brentidae
Exons: 4
Coding region: 21-419 (132 amino acids)
Source: RefSeq, a predicted model, not a curated record
UCGAAAAACCUACCACCAAAAUGAAUUGCGCGAUCAUAUCUUUGGUUACAAUAUCUGUGGUUUAUGCUAAACCACACCUUCACCAGAUAGGUGGAGCAACGCAACAUCGGCCUUCUUACGUCAUCGGUGCAGUAACUCAUCAAAUUUCAAUUAUCGGGCCUGCAACUCACGAAGCUACCGUCGUUGGACCCCAAACACAAGGAGUUAUCAUUGUCGGACCACAAACUUAUGGCGCAACUAUUAGGGAACCCCGCAAUCAUGGUGAUACCAUUAUUACUUCCAACGAACGCAGAGAAGCCGAUGUAGACAUGUGUCUUGUGACUCACCACAGGCGUAUUGAUGUAGGAAAACAACUCAAAGAAAUUGAACAGACAAAGGGUCAUCGCGGAGUUUACAUCUUCCGGAAAAAUUCACGCUGA